GAGACCAGUCGAUCAGAGUAUCUUGUGAUAUUCACACGAAAAAGCAUUAGUGCUUCAAAAAAAAAAAAAAACAGAUAACAGGUACGAAGAUGGACGGUGGCAAAGGGGCGUACAUAAGACAGUAUACAGCAGCAUUUUCUGGUACGCUGCUAAUGGUCACAGUAGCAUCUACUUUUAGCUGGUCUUCACCCACACUUCCUAAACUUCUCGCAGAUGAUUCUCCAAUUCCAACAACGCCCGAUCAGAGCUCAUGGAUUGUGUCAUUUUAUGUGAUAGGUUCAUUUGCAGGACCACCUCUAUCAAUUCUACUUGUGGAUAGAUUGGGACGAAAGAUCACCCUACUUUCUGCCGCAAUUCCUGCGAUCACUGGAAUGAUCUUGGUAUUGGUAGCUAAUAGUUAUCAAAUAUUGUACGUUUCGAGGAUUUUCACUGGAAUGACUUCUGGAAUGGCUUAUUCUGCAAUGUCCAUGUAUUUAGGAGAGAUCUCUUCAAAUAAGAUCAGAGGAUCAAUUGGAACUUUGCUGACUGUUAUGGCAAAAUUUGGUGUUCUAUAUACCUAUGCUAUUGGACCCUAUAUAUCAAUAAGUAUGCUAGCUUGGAUGCUCUUGAUUUGGCCAGCCCUCUUCAUUCUCACAUUUAUCUGGAUGCCAGAAACACCCUACUUCCUACUUCUCAAAGAUCGUUCUAAAGAUGCCGAGAAGAGCCUCAGGUGGCUGAGGAAAACCGAUGAUGUUACCGAAGAGCUUGAGAAAAUGAAUGAAGCGGUGAAAAAAGCCCAGGAUAAUCGUGGAACUUUUAAGGAAUUGUUUUCCCAUGGUAAUAGACUGAGUCUCAUCAUUUGCUUAGCAAUGGGAGCAUGUCAACAACUCUGCGGGAGUCAGGCCCUUAUUGCCUAUUCCGAACAAAUUUUCGAAGAAAUAGUUAGCGGUUUGAGUGGAAGUGAAUCAGCGAUCAUUAUGGGUGUUGUUCAACUUGUAGUAGCGUCAUUCUCAUCCUCAAUUGUCGAUCGUUGGGGCAGAAGACCAUUGCUUCUGCUCUCAACAUGCGGAGUAACAAUUUGCAACGCCAUCGUUGGCCUUUACUUCUACCUGCUCCACAUAGAAGUAGACAUGGAUGCACAUGCUUGGCUACCAAUUACUACCAUCAUGAUCUUCAUUAUUACUUACACAGUGGGCUUAGCAACGGUUCCUUUCGCUCUUCUCUCAGAGCUUUUUCCUACAAAUAUCAAAGCUCUAGCCACAGCAUCCUUUACUCUAGUAGCAGGAGGUUUUGCUUUUGGUGUCCUCAAGCUCUACCAAGUGGUUUCAGAUAAUAUUGGGAUGCAUGUUUCAUUUUGGGGAUUUGCAGCGUUUAGCCUUUUCUUUGCCAUCUUUGUCUAUUUCCUAGUUCCUGAAACUAAAGGUCGUCCCUUUGAAGUUAUUCUUGAGGAUAUGAAAUCUCCCUUCAAACGAGGAAGAAAGGACGCAGAAAAGACUGAAGCACCAGUUAAAGUGCAAUGAAUUUUUUAAUCUGUUACAUCUUAAGCUGUGAUUUUUCUUGAAAUAAAGUCCCGGAAGUAAAUAAUAAAAAAAAACAAAGCAAAAUAUUCCUAAUAUAAGAAA
Molecule: messenger RNA, 1601 nt
Organism: Phlebotomus papatasi
Lineage: Eukaryota; Metazoa; Arthropoda; Insecta; Diptera; Psychodidae
Product: facilitated trehalose transporter Tret1-like
Exons: 3
Coding region: 90-1499 (469 amino acids)
Biological process (GO): transmembrane transport
Cellular component (GO): membrane
Molecular function (GO): transmembrane transporter activity
Source: RefSeq, a predicted model, not a curated record